AUGAGUUUGUCACUAAAACCAAAACCAUUCCUUAAUAGCCUUACUGCAAACACUGGUAAGCCAGUAAUGGUAAAACUGAAGUGGGGUAUGGAAUACAAGGGAGACCUGGUCUCUGUGAAUGGCUAUAUGAACAUGCAGCUCGCCAAUACAGAGGAGUAUAUUCAUGGGGCAUUGUCUGGACAUCUUGGAGAAGUUCUAAUAAGGUGUAAUAAUGUAUAG
This is a messenger RNA of Rana temporaria (common frog), 219 nucleotides long. RefSeq names its product small nuclear ribonucleoprotein F-like. Gene Ontology annotation, molecular function: RNA binding. The transcript is spliced from 2 exons. Gene Ontology annotation, biological process: spliceosomal snRNP assembly; mRNA splicing, via spliceosome. NCBI's taxonomy places the organism in Eukaryota, Metazoa, Chordata, Amphibia, Anura, Ranidae. Gene Ontology annotation, cellular component: U1 snRNP; catalytic step 2 spliceosome. The record is from RefSeq and is a predicted model, not a curated record. The coding region runs from base 1 to 219 and encodes 72 amino acids.